This is a messenger RNA of Pogonomyrmex barbatus (red harvester ant), 433 nucleotides long. Its product is annotated as adult-specific cuticular protein ACP-22-like. NCBI's taxonomy places the organism in Eukaryota, Metazoa, Arthropoda, Insecta, Hymenoptera, Formicidae. Gene Ontology annotation, cellular component: extracellular matrix. The record is from RefSeq and is a predicted model, not a curated record.
AUGUACGAGGAAAAUGCGAUGGAGGAAGACAACGACGAGGAAGAGACUGAAGAUAUAGAUCGCCACGGACAUCAUCAUGAUGGUCAUCAUUAUGCGUAUUCGUAUCAUCAUUUUCUGGGACCAGUGAUAGGCCAUCACGAAGAGAUAACCUGGAAAGAUAAGCACGGGCAUCAUCAUCAUGACUACAAGGCUCAUCCUAAAUACAAAUACUCGUACAGCGUAGACGAUCACCAUACUAAGGACUAUCACGGGCAGAAGGAACAUCGUGACGGUAAACAUGUGGAAGGCGAAUAUCAUAUCCAUGAGCCUGGUGGCAAUGUUAGAAGCGUUAAAUAUCAUGCUGGUCCUCACGGUGGAUUUUAUGCCGAAGUUCAUAACAAUGGCGGAAACGACCAUUCGGGUGGUCAUAAGCAUCGAUAGUCGAAAGAUGUAA